AUGGUAACACAUGCAUGGAAGAGUGGAGAAGCAAAGUCUCUGUGUGAUAAGACGAAGAUCCUUCUGUGGCAUGUUAAAGGCAUCACGUCUCUUAAUUUACUGGUUUCCGUUGUUCUCAUUUGUUUUUCCAUCCUAUGCGAUAUGCGAAAGGAGUUCAUGGAAGUAACAAUGAGUCGUUAA
Clunio marinus is the source of this 180-nucleotide messenger RNA. Lineage: Eukaryota; Metazoa; Arthropoda; Insecta; Diptera; Chironomidae. The record is from the annotation of a GenBank genome assembly.